Messenger RNA from Ascochyta rabiei, 1632 nucleotides. RefSeq lists its product as uncharacterized. NCBI's taxonomy places the organism in Eukaryota, Fungi, Ascomycota, Dothideomycetes, Pleosporales, Didymellaceae. Gene Ontology annotation, molecular function: DNA end binding. The record is from RefSeq and is a predicted model, not a curated record. The transcript is spliced from 2 exons. Bases 1 to 1632 code for a protein of 543 amino acids. Gene Ontology annotation, cellular component: nucleus; DNA ligase IV complex. Gene Ontology annotation, biological process: double-strand break repair via nonhomologous end joining.
AUGUCCUCCUGGCGCGUCUUGGAGCUCUCUGCACAGCCAGACGGCGAGCCCAUCCCUCAGCUCCUCGUCAAGCCAGCCUUCGGGCCAGACUCAUACACGCUGCAUCUCACGUGCUUGACCAACAUCUGGAGCGAGCAGCUGGACCUCGCAGCCAUCGUACAUCGAGCUACCGUCCAGCAAUCGCCCAUCGAGGUCAGCAAACAGGAUACCGCCCAGCUGAGCAUCCUCCUCGACAACGUCAAGAAGUCGCUAGAAACUUCAGACGACGCCGGCUGUCUGCUCACGCGCGACGGCACCGAUGGAAUCACGCUGCACACCACCAUCCGUCUGCCCGAGCCGCUUGACUCUCUGACCUGGAAGUUCCACCUGCAGAGGCGCUCCUCGGUCACACUCAAGAAUGAGCUGAUCCUCCCACUGCUUGUCUCGUCACACAUCCAGUAUGAGCGCAUCAAUGACCUGAUCACAACAAUCGAAAACAAAGACAAGGCCAUCGCCCGCAUGGUCGAUCAGUUUGAGUCUAGCAAUCUGGAUCUUGCUGCAGCUUUUCCCAGCAUAGGAGCCUUGAAAGCGGGCCGCAAGAUGAUCAAACGUGAGCAAGCAGCCAGGCAUCUUCCCGCUCUCCGACCCUUCCAACAAGAUGUUUGGAGAGAAGAAACAGCACAACUGGCCGACUCGGAAGUCACUACACUAGGCCUCUUUCAGGAAGCGCUCGUGCAGUGCACACCAGACGUACCCUCGAGCCUGGAAGCAGAAGACGGCGCUGAAGAUUGGCUGUCUGCUGUGCCGAGUCGCCUGACGUACGCCAAACCUGCAAUCAAGAUCAGGACCCGGGAGCCUGCGCCCGUUUUCCAGCCCCCAAAGCAUGGCCACGAGUCUAGCCCCGUGGACGACGACACUGAAGAUGAGUUUGAAGUACACGAAAACUUCAAGACACGCAAUCUUCCCAGCAGAGAGCUACCCACAGUGCCUGAGCCCAUGCCUCCUUCAGCUCAGCACAAAGUGAACAUGGAUGAAGAUGAGUCUACCGAAGACGAUGACGACCUGGAUGUACCAUCGAGAAGUCAGAACCAGAAUCAGGAUCAAUCCCACAAUCGCGCGCCCAGGCAGACACAGCAACACAUAAAGUCACCAUCGCCAAAGGCGCCAUCAGAGCCGGCCACGUCUCCACCACCAGUCAGCAGACCCAAGGGGAGAUUCUUUCGCAUAGGAGGGAAAGCAAAAGAGGCCGAGCCCAAGCCUUUGCGACAAGAGGACGAGUCGGGUCCUCGAGACGUAGAAGCCACUCAGUCCUUGGUACCGCCAUUUUCUCAGUUCGGGUCGCAGACUGGAACAUCGCCCAAGAAGCCUAGGAAAGCAUUCAGGAUUGGAGGCAAAUCCAAAGCUAGCCAAGAAGCUGCUUCAUCGCAACUUGACGCCACAGCAACAACGACUCAAUUCAGAAGUGCACACUCCCCAACACCAAAGUCGUCGCCACCACCCAUGCCCUAUAUCCAAAAGGAGGCAACGCCCAGGGAAGAGAUGCCCGAGGAGACGCCAGAGGAGAAGGCUGAGCGAAAGAGAGCUGAACUCAAGCGUCGCAACGGAGAGCUCGCCAAGAAGCAAGCACAGCACAAGAAGAAGAAGCGAUUUUAG